Messenger RNA from Salvia hispanica, 1188 nucleotides. RefSeq names its product transcription factor MYB59-like. Gene Ontology annotation, molecular function: sequence-specific DNA binding; DNA-binding transcription factor activity. NCBI's taxonomy places the organism in Eukaryota, Viridiplantae, Streptophyta, Magnoliopsida, Lamiales, Lamiaceae. Gene Ontology annotation, biological process: regulation of DNA-templated transcription. Gene Ontology annotation, cellular component: nucleus. The record is from RefSeq and is a predicted model, not a curated record.
CUCUCAUUAAUUCACUCAAUUCAAAGUUCAAACCCACUACCUAAUAAUAUAUACACACUACACUAUUCCUUUUUUUACCACCUAAAAAUUCCCAGUAUAUAUACACUUAAUUCCCCACUCACCCUUCACAGCAUCUCAACCCAUACAUAGAGAAAAUAUGAAAAUGAAAAUGAAAAUGGAGAAAGAAGAAGUGAGAAAAGGGCCAUGGACAGAAGAAGAGGAUGUCCAGCUUGUAUUCUACGUGAACUUGUUUGGUGAUCGGAGAUGGGAUUUCGUUGCGAAAGUUUCAGGUUUGAAGGUUGGCGGGAGACACAAUAUAUAGGUUUGAAACGAACCGGCAAGAGCUGCCGGCUGCGCUGGGUUAACUACCUCCACCCCGGCCUCAAACGAGGCAAGAUGACUCCCAACGAAGAGCGUCUCGUCGUUGAGCUUCAGUCCAAAUGGGGAAAUAGAUGGUCGAGAAUCGCCCGAAAACUGCCUGGGCGCACAGACAACGAGAUCAAGAACUACUGGAGGACCCACAUGAGGAAGAAGGCUCAAGAGAGGAAGAAGAACAAGAAAGGUUCUACUUCUUCUUCCUCGUCUUCGAGUUCUUCUACAUCUUCAUCUUCCAACUCAUCCUCCUCUUCCGCCCCCACCAGCCCUGGGCCGGGGGAGUCCACCCUGGCCAAGGGGAAGGGUGCGGGGGCUGAGGGGGAGCGGAGUUUCUACGACACCGGUGGGGUGAAACUACCAGAAACUGGUGUUUUGGAGGUGGAAGAAGGGAACAAGGUAUACUCCAUGGAUGAUCUAUGGAAGGAAUUCGAGUUUCCGGAGGAGAACUGCGGGCUCACCGCUCAAGCAGUGGCCUCUCCCAUAUGGGAUUACUGCCCAACUGAUUCUUUGUGGAGUAUGUGUGAAGAAGAGAGACAACAUCAGCCUGUGGGGGAUCAUCACUUUCAAUCUUUCCCCUUUUACAAUUAUAUGAUUGGCUAACUAGAAAACAAGUUUCAAUUAAGAGAGGAGAAUUUGUUGAUACAAGUAAGUAGAUGUCAUAAGGGAAUGGGGGUUGUUUAUUAGCUCUCCUUGUAUAUUUUGGUUUAAGGCUUCUUUUCGGAUGUCUUUACUCGGCAUUUCUGUUUCAAGUCAAUGUAAUCAAAUCACGCAUCUAGUGUGUGAAUGCUAUGAAGAAGUUUGUUUCAUGCUCAA